AUGCUUGCGCAAAAAAAGAAAUUCCUAGGGUCUAGCCCUAAAAUAAUAAAUAAAGCAACCAGGCUUUUCUCUGGUUUAGCGGACCUCGAUUUUGAGCCUGGUUAUAAUAAUCAUAUAUACUUUCAAUAUCUAUCCAAUAAUAAAAAUGAUAUCUCUCUUCUAGGCGCCUAUCAUCCUGAAGAGAUUUAUUUAAAAUAUAUAGUUCGAGUGGCAGAGAAGGGUUUUACAGUUGUCAACCACCCAUCCGAAGUUUAUGGGUUACCCGAUACUCAUGAAUGUAUUGAUGGGAGUCUGCCUCUUCAUCUGGUUCUGAACAUUGAUGCGAGGCAAAAGCCCGAUCUUAUGAACCCUGAACUCUCUUCCUUAGAUAGAUAUAAAAUUUCUCGCGAAGAUUUAUUAUCCAGAAUUUUAAUUGCCUGCGUCAAUAUUAUAAAUACUGAUUUAAAGCAUUUUGCAAUAUUAGGUGCUUUUGUGUUAGUCAGUUCGUCAAAUGAUAAUAAAUGCAGUUGGCAUAUUAUCUAUCCUUAUGCCCGUUUCAUUGACUAUAGAGAUCUUAAGGGUUUUGUAGAAAAAGUCGCUGAUAAGGUUGGAAAACCAUACUCAAAGUUUAUCGAUAUUGGACUUUAUAAAUCUCGCUUUAAAGAUUAUUUAGUUCAACCUAAAUCUAAUUAUUCUGAAAUCUGGCCAUGGACCUUUUCUCCUGAGAAAGAAGAGAAGAAAUUUCAGCCUAUCGAAGAUGAAACCACCUUAAGUAACGGAGCCAGCUUAGUUAUCGCAAAAUAUGGAUGGCUUGAGAUCGGAAAAAUUGGGAAUGGAUUUGUCUACUUUCAAGCCCAAUUAUAUGAAGCAUGUCCUAUUUGUGAAAUCAAACACGAGAAGGAUCAGUUAUAUGGCUUUCUUCGAACAUUUGGAAAAGUGAUCGAAAUUUCUGCAAAACCUAAGAGAGGAAUAGUUGAAAGAAUAGGUGAUGCUAUAUCAAAUCCACGCCCCCUUGUAGAAUUAUCAGAGACAAUGAUUAAUGUAGAAAAAUUAAAGGAUGCUCCAGAAGUAUAUCCCGAUUUCUUGGGUAUUGAGAAAAUGAUAACACUUAUUCGUUCUCCUCCAGGAACAUGGAAAACCACUACAUUAAGAGAGAUUAUUAUGGCAUUGAAAAAUAAGGUAUAUGAUCUCUCUUCUUUGCCAUGUUAUAUCUGGGUUUCUUACCGAAAGUCUAUUAGUAAUGAAUCAAAAACGAAACUUGAUGAGCUAAAAGCAUCUGAUUUUCAAAUUUGCAAUUAUCAAAAUAUACAAGGAGACUUAUCUAUAAAUGAAUGGGAUAUUAUCAUAGUACAGGUUGAGAGUCUUUUCUGUAUCAAGUUUACAGCCCGUCCAUUUGUAGCUAUUCUUGAUGAAGCUAAUACCAUUAUGCGUCAAAUGUCUAGCGAUACAAAUGCACGAUAA
Molecule: messenger RNA, 1440 nt
Organism: Rhizophagus irregularis DAOM 181602=DAOM 197198
Lineage: Eukaryota; Fungi; Glomeromycota; Glomeromycetes; Glomerales; Glomeraceae
Source: RefSeq, a predicted model, not a curated record